Molecule: messenger RNA, 2745 nt
Organism: Mya arenaria
Lineage: Eukaryota; Metazoa; Mollusca; Bivalvia; Myida; Myidae
Product: fibrillin-2-like
Exons: 20
Coding region: 20-2170 (716 amino acids)
Molecular function (GO): calcium ion binding
Source: RefSeq, a predicted model, not a curated record
AUGCAAACAAUUCUACAACAUGACAUGCAGUCACUACUGUGUGGUUCUUAAAUCAGAAAAUAAAGCAGAGUGUAGAUGCUCUGAAGGAUAUCGUCUGAUGAACAAUGAAGUAUCCUGCGCAGAGGUGAACGAGUGUACAGAAACUCCUGACAUCUGCGGGGUAGAUGCCACAUGUACAAAUUUGGAAGGAUCUUUUCAAUGUAAUUGUCCAUCGGGAACUAAACUACAAAACGAUGGCAUAACAUGUGCAGAGUGUGAUAAGUUCCAUUAUGGUGUGAACUGUUCACGAGAAUGCAGCUGUAUUAACGGAGCAUGUGACACGAAACAUGGAUGUGUGUGCGAAAAAGGAUGGAUUGGAGAAUACUGUGACGAAGACCUAGAUGAGUGUGCCGCCGGAACAAAGGAAUGUAAAGAAGAAAAUUCUGUUUGUAUGAACACCCCUGGCGACGCCAUUUGUAUCUGUAAAGUAGGGUUUGCGAAGAACGAGACAACAUUUGACUGUGCGGAUAUCGAUGAAUGUGAGAAACUCAACGACUGCCACCAUUCCUGUGAAAAUACACUCGGAAGUUAUCGGUGCUCAUGUAGCGAGGGAUACACGCUGGAUCUAUCAAACAGGAGAUCUUGCAAACACAAAGAUGAAUGCAAACAUGAGUCAAACCCUUGUGAACAGAAUUGCACAAAUACUCCAGGGAGUUUUGUAUGUGGCUGCAAUACAGGCUUUACUCUGUCAAUUGACAAAUUUUCCUGUAAUGUAUGCAAAACAGGUCUGUAUGGACAGAAUUGUGGAAACAUUUGUGGCUGUAAUACUGAGAACACGGACCUAUGUGACCACGUGACUGGCAACUGUACAUGUAAAGAGGGUUGGUCUGGAGCAAAUUGCACUGAUGACGUUGAUGACUGUAUAGGGAAAACUGAUGUUUGCAGCACAACACCCAACUCUACUUGCAUUAACACCGAUGGUAGCUUCAAAUGUGAAUGUAACAAUGGAUUCUUUGAAAACGGUCCACGUUGCGAUGAUGUCGAUGAAUGUCAAUUGAACCAUAACUGUACUCUCCCUGGCCAAGAAUGUGUUAACUCACGAGGAGGGCACUCGUGUAAAUGUAGGAGAGGAUACCAUGAUGACGGUCUUUCAUGCACAAUGUGCAGCAACAAUACCUAUGGGGAAAACUGCUCAUCGCAUUGCACAUGCAACGUAACUAACACGGAGAUUGUUUCGGAGCAUCAAAUUUGCCAAACUGAAAACGGACAGUGCACCUGUAAACAAGAAUGGGAAGGCGAAAAUUGUGAUACGGAUAAAAAUGAAUGUAUGGACGAUACAAUUUGUUCCUCGUUUGAAAACACUGGUUGCCACAAUUUGCCUGGAAACUAUUCUUGUGACUGUUUGAGAUAUUACGAGCAAGUAAACGGAACUUGCACUGCGCCUCACAAAACAACAGAGGUCGAACCAGACAGUGCCAUACGAAUUGAGGUUGAAAUAAGUUUCAACUGGACAUCGUCUGAUUUAAAUUUCAACCUGAGCAGCACUUAUGAAGAAUAUAAAACGGAAGCAGAACGAAUGUUAGAGCACUAUUAUGAAGAACGCUUGAAUGCAGAAGUUGAUAUCUACAUCAAGAACAUAUGGUCUAGUCCAAUACACGUCUUGUUUGUGGUGACAUAUUCGACGGAAGAUCCUGCCAUUGCCCGAGCAUUGUCAGACGGAACAAAGGAGUUACAUGGAGCUGAACUUACAUUCUUUGGAGUUAAUAUUCAUCCGGAAACAGUAUCGCUUCCUGAGUUGUGUGAUGUGAACUGCAACCAUUGCGUGCUGAAAGAUGGAUUAGCCAUUUGCAGAACGGAUUCAAGCGACUGGACUCUAGAGAUAGUAGUAGGAACUUCUGUUGGAGGAUCCGCCCUUCUGAUUAUACUGAUGCUUAUUGUUGGUUGUCUUCUUCGACGAUGGAAAAAUGGACAAAUUGAGAAACGACUACGCGAAAGGGCAGGGAGAAAAGCGCAAAAGAUGGACAAGGACACGGGCUUUGACAAAAAUGUUACAGUCCCUUCACCAGGCCACUCAAGCGACGAGCGCUAUCUCACAUGGAGAACUAUGCUUUCAUCUACGGACACGUACGAUGAAAUUCGUCACAUACCACGACCAAAGCAAACGUUGGCAGCAAAUAACGUAUAUACAUGAUUUACCAACGAAGAUUUUCUUUAUUGAUUUGUUUUAUAAUCUUUUAACCAGGAUAUGCUUAGUAUAGUGCUUUAACUUUUGAUAUAUGAACUUAUUCGUAAUACAUGUUUGCCUUCAUAUUCAAUCUACAAAGGACUUAUUAUCAUUAAAGAUAUUUCAAUUUUGAUGUCUUUGAAACUAAAAUGGUUCUCAAAAUGUUAAAACGCAUCAUUUUGUUGUCAGGUUGAUUUAAUCUUACGUGAUUGUUAACCAUUACCAAUACAUGCUAUCCCUUCCAUGUUUCUAUGUUUGUAUCAGCUUUUAAUCAGAAUAUGCUUAGCAUCGUGCUGUAGGUUUUGAAGUAUGCACUUAUCGUCUGCAAUACCUAGUAGUUUACUACAUCUUCCAAAGACUUGCUACUCGUAUGUCCAUUAAAAAAACGAACUCUCAUACUGGAAUACAGCAAUAAGUGUACGUGACUGUUUAACAACAUUUGUACCGGUCAGGCAGGAAAGGUAUAUCACUUGUUCAACUUCAUUAAGUGUGUUAUUCUGAUUUAAUUGAACCACAUAUCAGAAUAUCAUUGGGACUUAAUC